AUGAGGCAGACGCCCCUGCUGCAGCUGGCGUUACUUCUCUCCCUGCCCAGGAACCUGGGGGGGAAAGGGUGUCCAUCUCCGCCCUGCGAGUGUCACCAGGAAGAUGACUUCAGAGUCACCUGCAAGGAUAUUCACCGUAUCCCCAGCCUACCGCCCAGCACGCAGACUCUGAAAUUUAUAGAGACUCAUCUGAAAACCAUUCCCAGUCGUGCAUUUUCAAAUCUGCCCAAUAUUUCCAGGAUCUAUUUGUCAAUAGAUGCAACUCUGCAGCGACUGGAAUCACAUUCCUUCUACAAUUUGAGUAAAAUGACUCACAUAGAGAUUCGGAAUACCAGAAGCUUAACUUACAUUGAUCCUGGUGCCCUAAAAGAGCUCCCCCUCCUGAAGUUCCUUGGCAUUUUCAACACUGGACUUGGAGUAUUCCCUGACCUGACCAAAGUUUAUUCCACUGAUGUAUUCUUUAUACUUGAAAUUACAGACAACCCUUACAUGACGUCCAUCCCUGCGAAUGCUUUUCAGGGACUGUGCAAUGAAACCUUGACACUGAAACUAUACAACAAUGGCUUUACUUCAAUCCAAGGACAUGCUUUCAAUGGCACAAAGCUGGAUGCUGUUUACCUGAACAAGAAUAAGUACUUGACAGCUAUUGACCAAGAUGCAUUUGGAGGAGUAUACAGUGGACCAACCUUGCUGGACGUCUCUUACACCAGUGUCACUGCCCUGCCAUCCAAAGGCCUGGAGCACCUGAAGGAAUUGAUAGCAAGAAACACUUGGACUCUAAAGAAACUUCCACUUACCUUGAGUUUCCUUCACCUCACACGGGCUGACCUUUCUUAUCCAAGCCACUGCUGUGCUUUUAAGAAUCAGAAGAAAAUCAGAGGAAUCCUUGAGUCCUUCAUGUGUAAUGACAGCAGUAUUCGGAACCUGCGUCAGAGAAAAUCUGUGAAUGCUUUGAAUGGUCCCUUCGACCAGGAAUAUGAAGAGUAUCUAGGUGACAGCCAUGCUGGAUACAAGGACAACUCUAAGUUCCAGGAUACUCGCAGCAACUCUCAUUAUUAUGUCUUCUUUGAAGAACAAGACGAGAUCCUUGGUUUUGGCCAGGAGCUUAAAAACCCACAAGAAGAGACCCUACAGGCCUUCGAUAGCCAUUAUGACUACACUGUUUGUGGAGGCAAUGAAGACAUGGUGUGUACUCCCAAGUCAGAUGAGUUCAACCCCUGUGAAGACAUAAUGGGCUACAAGUUCCUGAGAAUUGUGGUGUGGUUUGUUAGUCUGCUGGCUCUCCUGGGCAAUGUCUUUGUCCUGAUCAUCCUCCUUACCAGCCACUACAAACUGACUGUCCCACGCUUUCUCAUGUGCAACUUGGCCUUUGCAGAUUUCUGCAUGGGGAUGUAUCUGCUCCUCAUUGCCUCUGUAGACCUCUACACUCAUUCUGAGUACUACAACCAUGCCAUUGAUUGGCAGACAGGCCCUGGAUGCAAUGCGGCUGGUUUCUUCACUGUCUUUGCCAGUGAAUUGUCAGUGUAUACACUGACAGUCAUCACUCUGGAGCGCUGGUAUGCCAUUACCUUCGCCAUGCGCCUGGACCGGAAGAUGCGCCUCAGGCACGCAUAUGCCAUCAUGGCUGGGGGCUGGGUUUGCUGCUUCCUGCUGGCCCUGCUCCCUUUGGUGGGAAUAAGCAGCUAUGCCAAGGUCAGCAUCUGCCUGCCCAUGGACACUGAGACACCUCUUGCCCUGGCAUAUAUUAUCCUUGUUCUGUUGCUCAACAUAGUCGCCUUUAUCAUUGUCUGCUCCUGUUACGUGAAGAUCUACAUCACAGUCCGAAAUCCCCAGUACAACACCGGGGACAAAGACACCAAAAUUGCGAAAAGGAUGGCUGUGUUGAUCUUCACUGACUUCAUGUGCAUGGCUCCAAUCUCAUUCUAUGCUCUGUCAGCACUUAUGAACAAGCCUCUCAUCACUGUUACCAACUCCAAAAUCUUGCUAGUUCUCUUCUAUCCACUUAACUCCUGUGCCAAUCCAUUUCUCUAUGCUAUUUUCACAAAAACCUUCCAGAGGGAUGUAUUUAUCCUGCUCAGCAAGUUUGGCAUCUGUAAACGCCAGGCUCAGGCAUACCGAGGCCAGAGGGUUUCUCCAAAGAAUAGCACUGGUAUUCAGGUCCAAAAGGUUACCCGGAACAUGAGGCAAAGUCUCCCCAACAUGCAGGAUGACUAUGAACUGCUUGAAAACUCCCAUCUAACCCCAAAUAAGCAGAGCCACAUCUCAAAAGAGUAUAAUCAAACAGUUUUGUAA
Puma concolor (puma) is the source of this 2292-nucleotide messenger RNA. NCBI's taxonomy places the organism in Eukaryota, Metazoa, Chordata, Mammalia, Carnivora, Felidae. The record is from RefSeq and is a predicted model, not a curated record.